AGCGAGGCGAGGAUGUCGUGAGUCGUGACGACGGAAACGGAGGAGAAAACGAGGCGCCGCGCCGCCGCCGCCGCCGCCCAAUGCGUGCGCCUCCCGCCGCCUCAGAUCCCCACCACAAACCCUAGGGCUCUGCCUUCGCCUCGGGCUCCGGCUGCUGCGAGCGCGCCACGGACGUCGCCGGCGACCGGCGGGCCGAUGCGAGAUCAGGGCGUCCUCGGAGCGUGCUAGUGCGGGGCGUCUCCUCGGAUAGAGGGGGAGGGAGCGGUAGCCCUAGACGCGCUUCCGUUCCGUGGCCUGAAGGGGAGCAGAUCGGUCGAGGUGGGGGGGAUGCCGGGGGACGUGGGGACCUCGCCGACGGCGGCGCCGCCGCCGUCCGCGUCCUCGCAGCAGAGUCACCACGCCACCUCCGCGCGCGGCCUCCUCUGCCACGCCGGCGCCGGCGCCUCCGCUGGUGUGGUAGCGGCGACCUUCGUGUGUCCGUUAGAUGUGAUCAAGACUAGGUUUCAGGUGCACGGCUGGCCCAAAAUCACUACCGGAACAUUUGGAGGUAGUGUGAUAAUUGGAAGCUUACAACAGAUUGCUCAGAGGGAAGGUUUUCGGGGAAUGUAUCGUGGUCUAUCCCCAACUAUUCUGGCACUCUUGCCUAACUGGGCGGUCUAUUUUACUGUGUAUGAGCAGCUUAAAAGCUUGCUUUCUUCCGAUGAUGGUAGUCACCAGCUGUCCUUAGGGGCAAAUGUUAUUGCUGCAUCAUGUGCUGGAGGUGCAACUACUAUUGCAACAAAUCCACUUUGGGUUGUGAAGACAAGAUUUCAGACCCAAGGAAUAAGAGCUGGGGUGAUCCCAUACAAAAGUACACUCUCUGCUUUGAAAAGAAUAGCACAUGAGGAAGGCAUUCGUGGACUUUACAGCGGACUUGUCCCUGCCUUGGCCGGUAUCAGUCAUGUUGCUAUUCAGUUUCCUGCAUAUGAGAAAAUCAAAGCUUAUCUGGCUGAGCGAGAUAAUACUACUGUGGAGGCAUUAAGUUUUGGUGAUGUUGCUGUUGCUUCAUCUCUAGCUAAAGUUGCUGCAUCAACGUUGACAUAUCCCCAUGAGGUUGUUCGCUCAAGGUUACAAGAGCAGGGAGCACACUCUGAAGCAAGAUAUAAAGGUGUGAUGGACUGUAUCAGAAAGGUUUAUCAUAAAGAGGGUGUGACUGGUUUCUACCGUGGAUGUGCAACAAAUCUGUUGCGAACAACCCCUGCUGCAGUAAUAACAUUUACCAGCUUUGAGAUGAUUCACAGGUUCCUUCUUGAUGUAUUCCCUCCUUUCCCUGACCAGCGACCCCAACCACUGAAACAUUGAUUGUAUGUCUUGUCUCCUAUCCAUGUUGUCACUGUUGAGUAGAAACCCAGUAAACCAUCCGCAUUUACCUUGUUAGAGGGCUCUCCUAAAAGAGAAAUUUUGAUAAUGCAACAGGUAGCUACCACUGAAAGCACAAAAUAUAGUGUAGGACAGGAAUUAGCAUUUCUGUAUGUAUUAUUACUUUUGAUAGCAUGCAAUGGGGAGGUAUAUGGGUUUAGGGCUGUGGGGACAUGGUGGUAGUUGAUGGGUAUGUUGUCCGAUGAUGAUGAUGAAAAAAAUAAUAAUAUCAGGUGGAUACAAUAAUUGCUCCAUUCAUUUUA
Molecule: messenger RNA, 1661 nt
Organism: Oryza brachyantha (malo sina)
Lineage: Eukaryota; Viridiplantae; Streptophyta; Magnoliopsida; Poales; Poaceae
Product: nicotinamide adenine dinucleotide transporter 1, chloroplastic-like
Exons: 9
Coding region: 328-1341 (337 amino acids)
Biological process (GO): NAD transmembrane transport
Molecular function (GO): NAD transmembrane transporter activity
Source: RefSeq, a predicted model, not a curated record